This is a messenger RNA of Anolis sagrei ordinatus, 1606 nucleotides long. It is a transcript of the gene RAG2, whose product is annotated as recombination activating 2. Gene Ontology annotation, molecular function: protein binding; sequence-specific DNA binding. The record is from RefSeq and is a predicted model, not a curated record. Gene Ontology annotation, biological process: V(D)J recombination. NCBI's taxonomy places the organism in Eukaryota, Metazoa, Chordata, Lepidosauria, Squamata, Anolidae. Gene Ontology annotation, cellular component: nucleus; DNA recombinase complex.
UGACCACAGUAUCAUGGCUCACUUCCCAGAAAAGAUGUCCCUACAGAUGAUAUCAGCUAUUCAAAACUCAUCCUUGAUUCAACCAGGAUUUUCUUUGUUGAACUUUGAUGGCCAUGUUUUCCUGUUUGGACAGAAAGGUUGGCCAAAGAGGUCCUGUCCCACUGGAAUUUUCCUUCUGGAUUUCAAAAAGGAUGAACUCAAACUGAAACCAGCAUACUUCUCAAAGGAUUCCUGCUACCUUCCACCUCUACGGUACCCUGCAAUCUGCAUUCUCAAGAGUACUGGAGCACAGCCUGAGAAAUGCCAUUACAUCAUCCAUGGAGGUAAAACUCCAAACAAUGAACUGUCUGAUAAGCUGUACAUCAUAAGCUUGGUCAGCAAGUACAACAAGAAAGUCACAUUUCGGUGUACUGAGAAAGAAUUAAUAGGGGAUGUCCCUGAAGCAAGAUAUGGCCAUACCAUUAAUGAGGUUCACAGUCAAGGGAAAAAUAUGCUUGUUAUAAUUGGGGGGAGGUCAUACAUGGCUCUUGGACAAAGAACCACUGAAAGCUGGAACAGUGUGGUGGACUGUAUGCCAGAUAUAUUCCUGAUUGACCUUGAAUUUGGGUGUUGUACUUCAUAUACCCUACCAGACUUUCAGAGUGGGUUCUCUUUUCAUCUUUGCCUUGCCCGAAAUGAUACCAUCUAUAUUAUAGGAGGUCAUUCCAUUCAAAAUAAUACCAGACCUCCACAUCUCUAUAGAAUAAAAAUUGAUCUCCCUUUAGGAAGCCCAGCUGUUAGUUGCUGUGUCUUGCCAGGUGGAAUCUCUGUUUCCAGUGCCAUUGUGACCCAGACCAAUAACAAAGAAUUUAUCAUUAUUGGGGGCUACCAUUCUGACAACCAGAAGAGAAUGGUUUGUAAUACAAUCAAUCUUGAAGAUAACAAGAUAGAAAUAGUGGAAAGAGAGGCACCAGAAUGGACUCCAGAAAUCAAACACUGCAAGAUAUGGUUUGGGAGUGACAUGGGAAAUGGAGCUAUACUCUUUGGCAUUCCAGGAGACAACAGGCAGCUAACUUCAGAUGCAAACUACUUUUAUGUGUUGAAAUGUCAAGGAGAAGAUGAUAAAGAUGCAGAACAGAUGGCACAAGUAUGUAGUCAGAGUUCUACAGAAGAUGCUGGAGAAUCCACUCCUUUUGAGGAUUCAGAGGAGUUAACUUUCAGCUUUGAUGUUAAUGACAUUGAUACUUACAAUGAAGAUGAUGAAGAAGAUGAGGAAGAUGCAGGUUAUUGGAUCACCUGCUCUGCGGGCUGUGACAUUGAUAUAAACACUUGGGUGCCCUUAUACUCCACAGAGCUCAACAAGCCUGCCAUGAUCUUCUGUUCCAGUGAAGGUGGCCACUGGGUCCAUGCUCAAUGUAUGGACCUGUCUGAGGAUACACUUAUUCACCUGUCACAAGUAAGCAUCAAGUAUUUCUGCACUGAACACGUCCAUCUAGCCAGGGGACUGCAGACACCCAAGGAGACCCCUCCUCUGGAAAAGAAACCAAUGAAAUCAUUACGUAAGAAAAAAAGCAUGAAAAUAUUCACUCCUGCAAAAAAGUCCUUUAUCCGGAAGUUGUUUGAAUAG